Drosophila ficusphila is the source of this 744-nucleotide messenger RNA. RefSeq lists its product as uncharacterized. The coding region runs from base 75 to 614 and encodes 179 amino acids. The record is from RefSeq and is a predicted model, not a curated record. Lineage: Eukaryota; Metazoa; Arthropoda; Insecta; Diptera; Drosophilidae. The transcript has 2 exons. Gene Ontology annotation, molecular function: DNA binding.
ACCUGUGGCUGGUUUUAGUUAAUUUAUUUGUAAAUUUACCUUAAGCGAUUUAAAAGCCGAUACAAAUCAAAGAAAUGUGGAACAUCUCGGCGAAUGAACUUAAAAAAGGGAAAAAUGAUCUGGUGGAGAUUCCGUCCGGCAAAGAGAAAGAUCUUAUAAAGCCGGAGAGAAUGAGUUCACUGCUUAACAAACGGAUCGGCCCGCCUUUUAGACGAAAUCAACAGCCGUAUAUGAGGACAAUCCCCCAGAACCGCCAGGUGCUCCUCCAGAACAUCAGACGGGAUCGCGAGGUCCUGGGUGCCUACCUCAAAAGAUUAACGCGGCAACGAGAAGGAACCACCGCCCCUGCAACAGCAACAGCUGCUCCUAAUCCUAACCCUUCUGCUUCCCAGAGCAACAGCUACGACCUGUUCUUCGAGAGCGCCUGCAUCACGGUCAAGGGCCUGCCGCCGAAACUGGCCGCUGAGGCCAAGAGCCGCAUCUCGCAAAUCAUCACCGAGUUUGAGAUUCGCGCUAUCUCGGAUAUGGAAGCUAAGAAGGAGGGCCAGUGGCAGGGACAGUCGAGAAUGAAAGAUGCAUCGGGAAUUAUCUACGAGUUUCGCCCCUGCUCGUAAAGUAGGUUAGGCGUUUGCCGUUCAAGCCUUCCAACUCACUAAAUACAGUCACACAUCACUUUUUGGACGUCCCCCAACUCCGGACUAUCGAAAUUCCAAAUAAAAUUUAAAGCUUUCUACAUUCAGUUAA